AUAAACUUUUUUUGUGUGAUAAGUAGAGAGAUAAGUUUUGGAAAGCUUCCUUUGAAAAGCGUAAAAGUUGUUAAAAAUGAAAAAUUAAUCUUUUUUGUACACUCAAAUCGAAUAAUUUAUCCAUAAUUUCUAUCCAGCAUCCAUCGGAGAAUCCAUUCCCAUCGCCAAAAUGUCCAGCAGUCGCCUCUCUAAAGAAGAGAUCGCGAAGCAGUUUAUGCUUCCGGAGAGGAAAUCUAAAAUCGCCACUUUACUCAAACAAGAUGGACAAGAAUAUUGUAUCUGUCGGUCUUCAGAUUCUUCUAGUUUCAUGAUAGCUUGCGAUGCUUGCGAAGAUUGGUAUCACGGUGACUGUAUCGGUAUAAGUCAGAAAGAAUCCAAAUACAUUAAACAUUACUUUUGUGACCGAUGCCGUGCUGAAGACCCAUCGUUAAAAACUAGAUUCAAACCAGGCAGUGGUCGAGCUACUAACGAAUCACCUCCGCCUCGUAAAAAAGAAUACAAAGAUAAAGAAGAUGAAGAAAAUACCAAACACAGAGGACGCAGAAAGCAUAGAGAAGCUAAUGCUGAUAAAAAAUCAUCUCAUAAGAAAAGAAGUAAACAAUGCGGCCAGUGUGAAAACUGCUUACGACCUGAAGACUGCGGACGAUGUUCGAAUUGCAAAAAAUCCAAAAAAUCCGGCGAUCACGUAGAAAAAUGUAUAUACAGACAGUGUAUAAGUUCAUCCAAAUCAGGUCGUCGUAAAAGAAGAGAUUCCAAUAGCGAAUUCGAUAUUUCGAAACGAGUAUUCGAUAAUAAUGUACCUCGUCAGUGUUACGGUCCCGAAUGCAUCAAAGAAGCUCGCCCUAGCUCUAAAUACUGUUCCGAUGAAUGUGGCAUGAAACUAGCCUACGCAAGAUUAUAUCACAUUUUACCUGCUCGAGUUCAAGAACGUAAUUUCAGUACGUGUUACGCAGAAUUGAACAAUAAACGAGAUUUAGUCGAGAUUAAAAAGAAACAAGUCGAAGUUCGUGAUAUCUUGAGAGCUUUGGAUAAACGCCACAAGGAACUAGAUGCUAUUCAAGAACACGCCAAGCAGUUAACUGUGAUCAACGACAGUGACGACGAGCAAGAAGACGAAGCUGAGAUCGACAUGUAUUGUAUCACUUGCGGUCAUCAAAUUCAUACCAGAACUGCUAUCAAACAUAUGGAAAAAUGCUUCAACAAAUAUGAAAGUCAAUCUUCAUUUUGCUCGGUGCAAAAGACAAGAAUCGAUGGCAAUAAUAUGUUUUGCGAUUUCUAUAAUCCGACCAAUCAAACGUAUUGCAAGAGGUUACGUGUACUUUGCCCUGAACACUAUAAAGAUCCGAAGAUCAACGAUAAUGAAGUAUGCGGAUUUCCAUUGGUUACUAAUGUAUUCGUGCCGACUGGAGAGUAUUGUCGAGUAUCGCAAAAGCAAUGCUUACGUCAUUACUGUUGGGCCAAGCUUCGUAGGGCUGAAAUUGACAUGGAACGAGUUCGACAAUGGCUCAAACUGGACGAAUUAGUUGAACAAGAGCAUCAAAUGCGUAACUUCCUAUUGGCUCGUACCGGAGUAUUGAAUUUAAUGCUGCAUUCGACCUACGACCACGAGUUAAUGAGUCAGCUCCAAAUCCAAAGCCAGCAAGCACGUCGAGACAACGAAGAAGCCGAAGCCGAGGCAGAAGCAGAAGACGAAGACGUAGAUGUUUAAUAAAAACACAUUUCAAAUUAAAAAUAAAUAAAUUUAUUUUAGAAUUACAUGGUAACGUAAAAAGGUAAUAUGAAAUUGUAUCCGGUACAUGUAGAAAUUCCAAAAUAAACUGAUUUUGAUUUCGUAAUAAAAAUAACAUUGAAAAACAUUUUCAUAACAAACGGACGUAUACAAUAUACACCUCUUUAGACUGAUUCUUUUUUUUUUUGAUUUCUUAAAUUUUGAUUAAUUAAUUAUUUACAUCGAAAAAAAAAUAUCGAUUAAUCUAUCUCCAGCGAUUGUAGACUCGGUUCGGUGUCUACUUUUAAAUCGAUAUCUUUUUUUAGGUUUACAUUUACUAAUAUAAACUUCUUCUCGUCUUCUUCGAAGAAUUUUUUCAAUUUUUUCAUCCAUUCGAUGUAUUGCUCUGUAAAGAAUAAAUUUGUAAUGUAUAAUUAAGUAGUGGUCGUUGUCUUAUAUUAAGAUAUUAAGAUUAUGUUUUUCUCAUAAUAUAUUUUUUUGCAUUA
Molecule: messenger RNA, 2214 nt
Organism: Planococcus citri (citrus mealybug)
Lineage: Eukaryota; Metazoa; Arthropoda; Insecta; Hemiptera; Pseudococcidae
Product: CXXC-type zinc finger protein 1-like
Exons: 10
Coding region: 170-1708 (512 amino acids)
Cellular component (GO): Set1C/COMPASS complex
Molecular function (GO): zinc ion binding; DNA binding
Source: RefSeq, a predicted model, not a curated record